Molecule: messenger RNA, 1595 nt
Organism: Oncorhynchus mykiss (rainbow trout)
Lineage: Eukaryota; Metazoa; Chordata; Actinopteri; Salmoniformes; Salmonidae
Source: RefSeq, a predicted model, not a curated record
ACCGGACAUGCGUAAUGUCAAUGUUCAACAUCCUGUCCACGUGUCCCGGAAAACAAGUUGAUUUGUUGUAUAUGUAAGAAGAAAAUAACCCAUGGAGGCGAAGGACCUUUACAUCAAACCAGGUAAUCAGGAGCGGGGCUGGAAUGACCCUCCACAGUUUUCCUAUGGUUUGCAGACAGCAGCACAAGGUGCACCCAAGAGGACCCCUCUCAACAAGAGAGUGCCCCCACCUCAACUCACAGGAUCCCCUUGUCCUGUCCCAGGAGAUUUUCCUUCCGCAACAGCUCCAAUGACUCCUCCUACCAACCCACUGGCCCCUCCAUGUAGUAUGAACACGCCCCCUCGUCCAUGUCCUGUCGCAGCCCCUCCUCUUGGUGGGGUGAUGGCCACACCUCCACCACCUUUCCCUGUGGUAGAGCACACAGACUCUGCCAGUAGCCAAUCAGAAAAUGAGCCAGAUGUAGACGAUGUAGUCACUCUUCUCAACUGGGCACUGACAGCUUGUAGACACACAGUCAAAAAACAGGUGUGUAAUGAUGUGGCGAAGCGUCUGAAGCUCUUUGAGGACAUGUGGAAGUCUGGGAAGCUGUCACUUCCUGUUAGGAGAAGAAUGAUUGGACUGGUGCAAGGUGGUAAGACAAGAACGAAAGACAAGUACCGGGUGGUGUACACAGAUCACCAGCGGUUGGAGCUGGAGAAAGAGUUCCACUAUAGCCGCUACAUCACCAUCAGGAGGAAAGCAGAGCUGGCCACGUCUCUCAGCCUCUCAGAACGACAGGUAAAAAUCUGGUUUCAGAAUCGGCGUGCCAAAGAGAGGAAAGUGAACAAGAAGAAGAUGCAACAGCCUCAGCCUGCGUCCACAACAACACCUACUCCCCCAGGCUCUAGCAUGCCCGGCAACGUUGCCAUGGUGACCAGCAGCAGCGGCGGCUUAGUGUCUCCGUCUAUACCAAUGACUAUCAAAGAAGAAUACUGAGGACGAUGGUCUGACGUGAUGGGGAAAAAAAAUACUUUGGUCCAAAUCUAACCUGCAAUAGUGACCCCGCCCCCCGGUCAACAGCCUGAGCAACAUGGGGUCAAAUGCAGGAGUCAACAGCUCCAAAGACAGACAAGAAAUAUAGACUUGCUGCUGUUUCCUUCGCUUCUGUAAAAAAAUAAAUAAUAAUAAUAACAAACGUCUAAAGGACAAGAUAGACCGACACGAACGUCCGGCCAUGCGCAGUAGAUCACCUGCUGGGUGUCGAAAAACUAUGGCGAAUUCAAUUCGCAGAAUCAUCGGGAAAUAAACAGAAAAUGGCGGCCCAUGUGCUGUGGUUGAAGGCGAUAGGACGGCCACCCGCUCUGCACACGUUCGCGUUGGUCUGUCUUGUCCAAAAGGGAGACAAUGAACAGAGAAAAAGAACUGCUAUAAACAUAUAUAGAUAUUAAACUGUUGUAUUUCACUGUUAUAAUGGCUUCUACUGUUUCUGUUGUUGAUAUCUCUUCUGCUCUGCCCAUCACAUACUGGCAAUACUUGUAAAUGGUUCUGAUUCCAAGCCAGAAUAAUAAUAAGUGUAUAUUUUUUAAGUCAUUUGUAUUAAAAGCUUUAUUGUCAA